This is a messenger RNA of Papaver somniferum (opium poppy), 1464 nucleotides long. Its product is annotated as putative disease resistance protein RGA3. NCBI's taxonomy places the organism in Eukaryota, Viridiplantae, Streptophyta, Magnoliopsida, Ranunculales, Papaveraceae. The record is from RefSeq and is a predicted model, not a curated record. Gene Ontology annotation, molecular function: ADP binding. The transcript has a single exon. Gene Ontology annotation, biological process: defense response to other organism. The coding region runs from base 1 to 1464 and encodes 487 amino acids.
AUGGCUGAAGCAAUUCUUGUUAGUGGUGCCACAGAAAUUGUUAACAAGUUGGCUGCUGUUAUUGCUCAAGAGAUUGCUUUGGUUUGGGCUGUUAAAGACGACCUUCAAAAGCUUAAAAACACUUUGGAGAUGAUUGGGGCUGUAACUUCAGACGCUGAAGCGCGUCAAGCAAGUGAGGAGUCAAUAAGACUCUGGCUGAUAAAGCUUAAAGAUGCUGCUUAUGAUGCUGACGAUGUACUAGAUGCGUUCUCAUACGAAGUCAUGCGGGGAGAUGGAAAGAACAGUCUGUUAUUCAAGGUAAAGGAUUUCUUUUCAUCUUCCAAUCACCUUUAUUUCAAAGCAAGAAUGGCUCAUAAGAUUAAAGAUAUAAAUGGGAAUUUGGAUGGAAUUGCUAAGGAAAAAGAAGCUUUUAACUUGCGUUCUGGUGGUGGUGGUAAAGUUUUCCGUACCACAACUAGUAUUGCUCGUGCUAAUCUACGAGGCCCAGCCUUUGUAAGUGAUCUAGAAACAAUCGUUGGCAAGGAUAAUGAUAAAACGAAAAUAUUAGAUUUGUUAAUCAAGUCACCAACAGCUUCUUCAUCAAACCGUAAUAAUGAAAAAACACCGGUCAUACCAAUUGUUGGGAUGGCAGGAUUAGGAAAAACAAAACUAGCUGAACUAGUCUUCCCUGACAAAUUAAUCAAGGAAAACUUUGAUCUCAGCAUAUGGGUUUGUGUCACUGAUGAUUUCGACUUGAACAAUGUUUUAAGAGAUAUCUCAGAAUACAUUGAUAACGACAAAUCUGAUAAGGUAAUAAAUGUUGAUGUGAAAAAGUAUCUGCUAGUACUCGAUGACUUAUGGAAUGAGGAACAUGACAAAUGGGAAAAACUGAAAAACUGUUUGAUGGAUGGUUCUGAAGGAAGCAAGAUACUGGUGACUACACGCAAAAAUCAUGUAGCAAACAUCGUCAAAGGGAACAUUCCGUCACACCAUCUGAAACCUUUGUCAGAUGAUGAGUGCUGGUCAAUCAUUAAGCAAAGAGCAUUUGCCGCUGGUGGACCACCGGAAACCGAAGAUAUGGUGAAGAUAGGAAAGGAUAUAGCAAAAAUAUGCUGCGGUUUACCACUUGCGGCAGAGAUAUUAGGUAAUGUUAUGCGCUUGAGAAAGGAAGAGCGGCAAUGGGUUUCAAUUAGGGACAUAGAGAUUCUGGAACAAGAGGCUAUCUAUAACCAAAAAAUAAGACCAAUAAUAAAGCUGAGUUACAAUCAUUUGUCAUCAAAUUUGAAACAAUGCUUUUCUUACUGUACUCUAUUUCCCAGGGGUUGGGAUAUUGAAAGAGAAGCCUUAAUACAGCUGUGGAUGGCAGAAGGCUUCCUUGUAGCACCUAGCAGAGAAACUCCCUUGGAAGAUAUCGGAAACGAAUAUUUUAACGAUUUGUUGUCUCAUUCGUUGUUCCAGAAUGUGGAAAAGGAUGAGUUUGCUUAA